Coffea arabica (coffee) is the source of this 1601-nucleotide messenger RNA. RefSeq lists its product as uncharacterized. Gene Ontology annotation, molecular function: GDP-Man:Man(1)GlcNAc(2)-PP-Dol alpha-1,3-mannosyltransferase activity. Gene Ontology annotation, cellular component: endomembrane system. NCBI's taxonomy places the organism in Eukaryota, Viridiplantae, Streptophyta, Magnoliopsida, Gentianales, Rubiaceae. Gene Ontology annotation, biological process: dolichol-linked oligosaccharide biosynthetic process. The record is from RefSeq and is a predicted model, not a curated record.
AAAGGAAGAAAAAGGAAAACAAAUUUUCACUCCAAAAUUAGGUGGGUGCCAUCUCUCUCUUCCUCCUCUUGCUCUGUUGCCUUGUUCUUCGUCGUCUUCUCGUCUUGCCAGCAUGUAUGCAUAUACAUGUGUGUGGUGACUGACUCCAAAUAGCAGUUUGAACCCGCAAAACAGAUUCAAUUCAGUCUGGAUAAAUAGAGAUGGAGAAAUCAGGGAGCUCAAAGUUGAAUGUGGCUAUCAUCCACCCUGAUCUUGGAAUUGGAGGAGCUGAAAGAUUAAUUGUUGAUGCAGCUGUGGAGCUUGCAUCUCAUGGGCAUAAAGUUCAUGUUUUUACGUCACAUCAUGAUAAAACACGCUGUUUUGAGGAGACUUUGUCUGGGAUCUUCUCAGUUACUGUAUAUGGUUCUUUUCUCCCCCGGCAUAUUUUCUAUCGUCUUCAUGCAGUAUGUGCAUAUAUCCGUUGCAUUUUUGUUGCUGUUUGUAUGAUGCUGUUCUGGCGAUCGUUCGAUGUUAUACUUGUAGAUCAGGUAUCUGUUGUCAUUCCACUGUUGAAGUUGAAGAAAUCAACAAAGGUUGUAUUUUACUGCCAUUUUCCUGAUCUCUUGCUAGCCCAACACACUACUCUUCUUAGGAGGAUAUAUCGGAUACCUAUUGACCUUCUAGAAGAAAAAACAACUGGUAUCGCAGACCUAAUUCUUGUUAACAGCAAAUUUACUGCAUCUACAUUUGCAAGGACAUUCAAGGGGCUUAAUGCAUUCGGAAUUAGACCAGCUGUACUUUACCCUGCAGUCAAUUUGGAUCAGUUUAAGGAGCCUAAUGCUAUUAAGUUGAAUUUUCUCUCGAUCAAUCGGUUUGAAAGGAAGAAGAACAUAGAAUUAGCAAUAUCUGCCUUUGCUAUGCUUCAGAACCUUGCAUGUGAUGAACUACAAGGAGCCAUUCUGGAUGGUGCUUCAUUGACUAUUGCAGGUGGAUAUGAUAAACGCCUUAGAGAGAAUGUUGAUUAUUUGGAGGAACUUAAAGACUUAGCUCAAAGGGAAGGUAUCUCUGAUCGAGUCAACUUCAUCACGUCUUGCUCCACAUCAGAAAGAAAUGCACUUUUGUCUGAGUGUUUGUGCGUUCUUUAUACACCAAAGGAUGAGCAUUUUGGCAUUGUUCCUCUGGAAGCAAUGGCAUCCUGUAAACCAGUUAUUGCUUGCAACAGUGGUGGUCCUGUUGAGACAAUCAAGAAUGGUGUGACAGGCUUCCUUUGUGACCCCAGUCCACGAGAUUUCUCUUUGGCUAUGGCAAAACUCAUUCAGAAACCCGAGAUGGCAGAGGGAAUGGGUAGAGAAGCUCGACUUCACAUUGCUCAAUCAUUCUCCACAAAAACAUUUGGCAACCAUCUGGAUCAGUAUCUUGUUGAUGUAGCAAGGGGAAAGAAAGAAUGAAUUGAUUUAACUGAAACUUUCAAGAAUGUACUUUUUUGACACUUUUUUUUUGCCUUCAACUUUCAGGGCCAUAUGAGCAAAAAGAAUUUUUGGUUCUUUCGCGCAUACAAUUUCGAAAUUUGUUGAAACAGUGAUAUGAAAUGUAAUCUACAUGCCAGAAGUUAACUUUCUACA